Molecule: messenger RNA, 716 nt
Organism: Lucilia cuprina (Australian sheep blowfly)
Lineage: Eukaryota; Metazoa; Arthropoda; Insecta; Diptera; Calliphoridae
Gene: Bet1
Product: BET1 homolog
Exons: 2
Coding region: 215-568 (117 amino acids)
Biological process (GO): endoplasmic reticulum to Golgi vesicle-mediated transport; vesicle fusion with Golgi apparatus
Cellular component (GO): Golgi trans cisterna; SNARE complex
Molecular function (GO): SNAP receptor activity
Source: RefSeq, a predicted model, not a curated record
AAAAAUUACGAGAAAUAGCAGAAAAAUUAAUAAUUUAAACUAAAUAUACUUUUAUUAAUUAUAAGUAAAAUAUUUUUAAUUAAUAAUUAACUCCAACUACAUAAAACACUAAAGCAUUCCUGUGUAAAUAUAAAAGUUAAAAUCCAAAACAUAACACAUAUCCAACACCAAAAGAGUUGUAUGAAAAACAACUUACAUCGUGGCGCAAUCAAAUAUGAGACGUAACAACAAUUAUCCCUAUCAGCCACUUAAUCAAAAUCCCGGACCCAGUAGUCGGAUAGCACACGACUCUCUCGAAGAAGAAAAUGAAAAGGCUGCCGAAGAACUUAAGCAAAAAAUUGGAGCCCUUAAAUCACUCACCAUUGAUAUAGGCAAUGAAGUGCGUUAUCAAGAUAAACUUUUACGCGGUAUGGAUGAUGAUAUGGAUCGUACACAUGGCUUUCUGGGCAAUACAAUGCAACGGGUUAUAAGACUGGGCAAAAAUGGUGGCAGUCGUCAUAUGUGUUAUAUGUUUCUGUUUGUAUUAUUUGUGUUUUUAAUAUUAUAUGUAGUACUGAAAAUAAAGUAAUUUAGUGGGAGUUUGUAAGAGUUUUAAGAGAAAAACUUUGAAUUUUUGUAAUUAGUUAACGUUUUUUUUAUAAAAUAUAUGCAAAAAAUAUAGUUAAAUGUAUUAAAAAUAAAAUAUUGCAUAUGCAAGUGUUAAUAUUGAUGUAAAA